Messenger RNA from Plasmodium berghei ANKA, 1701 nucleotides. Its product is annotated as RNA-binding protein, putative. The transcript has 4 exons. Gene Ontology annotation, molecular function: RNA binding. NCBI's taxonomy places the organism in Eukaryota, Apicomplexa, Aconoidasida, Haemosporida, Plasmodiidae. The coding region runs from base 1 to 1701 and encodes 566 amino acids. The record is from RefSeq and is a predicted model, not a curated record.
AUGAGUUUCAAUUUUAGCAUAGCUAAUGUAGUAUAUGUAAAAAACCUUUCUGCGAAUGUAUCAGAAGAAGAUAUAAGGGAAAAAUUUAAAGAAUGCGAUGAAAUAAUUAGUGUUGUAUUUAAAAACUUCCCUGGAAAAGAUCAAAAAUAUUGCCAAAUAGAAUUUAAGACUUCAGAAGGAAUAACAAAAUCGUCAAGAUUAAAUGGGGAACUUUUAUUGAAUAUCCCAAUGAAUGUUACUGUUAUUGAACCCAUUUUACAAUCACAAUCUUUUAGUGAAAUAUCAAAUAUUAAUGAAUAUGAUAAAAAUAUAAAUAAUAAUGAUUACAAUAAUUCUCAAUAUCAGAAAUUGCAAAAUCUUCUUGUACAAAACCAAGUUAUUUCAGAGCAAAAGAAAAAACUUGUUGAUUUUCAAAAUGAAUUAAAUGAAAAAAAUAAAAAAUUUGACGUAUUCUCGAAAAUUAUAUAUAUGGAAAAUGUCCCCAAAAAGUAUACUGAUAAUGAUGUAAUAGAAUUUUUCAAAAAUGUGGGAAAAACUACGAAUUACAAGUUUCUAUAUAAUGAGGAAACAAAUAUGAAUACUGUAUAUGUUGAAUUUAUAAAUGAAGAAAAUACAAAAGCAGCUUUAAAUUUAAACGGAACAAAAAUAGAAGAUAAAGAAGUAAUUAUUAAAGAUGCAUAUAGUAUUCUUAAUCAAAAUGAUAACUCAUUAAAAACCCAAUUAUCUAUUUGUAACAAUUUAAAUAAAAAAAUGAAUAAUGAUAAAAAUAUAAUAAAUAAACAAAGUAAUGUAAAUGAAAAAGUCGAAAAAGUUUUAGCUUUAAAAGAAAAAUUAACACUUAAAUUAUGUGCUAUGUAUAAUCCAAAUUUAUUAUUAGUGAAUAAUCUUAUGCAAGCUAACCAAUUAUUAUUAGCAAGUUCACUAAACAAUACUUCAAGUAAUAAUAAUAUAAAGAAAGAAAACGAAAAAAACGAUAAAAAUGAAUCUGAUUUAACAAUUACUCAAAAAGAAUUCAAACCUGGUGAUAAAAGAACUGAUGCAGAUACAAGUGACGAUGAAAAAAAAAUAUAUAUAAAAAAAAAACAGAAAAAAAAUACUAAAUAUAGUAGCAAUUAUCAUUCUCCAAACACAAGUGAUGAAUCCGACGUAAAGAAAUCAGACCACAUUUCAUCCAAAAGUCAAAGUAGCAGAAGCAAAAGCAGUAGUAGAAGCAAAAGCAGUAGCAGUGGAAGUAGCAUCAGAAGAAGAAGCAAAUCGAAAAUACGAAGAAAAAAUAUUGAUAAAAGACAUAAUAGCAGAAAAAGAGACAAAAUAAAAAAACGAAGCUCAAGUUCGAGUUCGAAUUAUAGCAAAAGUGAUCCAUCAAGCUCUUAUGAUUCUGGAAAACAUACUGAUAGGGAUAAAUAUCGAAGUCAAAGACACAAAAAAAAACGAAGAAAAAACUCAAAAGGAAAUUAUGAUAGCUCUGAUACUUAUAGCCAUUCUUCACAUUCUUCAAAAAGAAAACAAAGAAAAUCGAAUAAUGAUAAACCAUGGUGGAUAAAAGAGUCAGAAAAAAUGGAAAUUCGGAAAAGAAUGAAAGAAAAAUAUCGACGCGAAAUGUUAUAUAGGCAUAAACAUAAAGAAAAAUCACGAUACAGACAUAAAGACAGAGACAAGGAUAAAGAAAAAGAUAGAAAUAGGGAUCGGGAUAAGAGAUAG